Eurytemora carolleeae is the source of this 693-nucleotide messenger RNA. Its product is annotated as UPF0472 protein C16orf72 homolog. The coding region runs from base 1 to 693 and encodes 230 amino acids. Lineage: Eukaryota; Metazoa; Arthropoda; Copepoda; Calanoida; Temoridae. The transcript has 4 exons. The record is from RefSeq and is a predicted model, not a curated record.
AUGAACGGUCCUCACGAUAAACUAGAUUUUGUUCCUGACCCGUCAACUCUGACCGGGAGCGAGGAUUUGAUGGCGAGAAGGAUAGAGGAGGACAGUAUCCUCGAGUACAGGGAGGAGGAGGUCAGGGAGGCUGCUCACAAGAAACUCUGGACUCAGUUUCAGCAGACAGCUGCUGCUCUGACCCAGCUAUACCGUGAACAGCCAGGACGGGAUGGUCCAGGGCCCAGAGAUGGACCAGCUUACAGAGACCAGCACUCGAGGGACCAACAUGGGACUUCCUGGCAACCUUUCCAGACUGCUGCUGGCAGCCUCACACUUCUAUACAGGGAUAGUUUGGAGGAGCAGAAGUUGAUUGGUGAAGUUAAUAGGAAACUAGGAUAUCAUAGAUCUAGGAGGGAUAUACUUACUUGGGCUAAAUCUAAAAGACGGUUUAUCAGACGUGAGGAACUUCUCUCAUUUCUGGUUCAAUGUUCUCCUGGACAAUCAGUUUCCCCUCUUGAGUCUAGCUUCGAGACAGGACUCAGCUUCAGAGGAGCAGAAACCAGAGCUCCAGCUCCUCUUCCCAGUCUCCAGGAUAUGCUGGAGCUGAGCAGACUGGAGGGAAUGGAGAGGUAUAAACGACCUGCUCCAUCCUCUCCCUCCAGAGAUGAGAAUAUGGACUCCCCGACUUCUAAACGAUCAAGAUUUAAUUAA